Messenger RNA from Malassezia vespertilionis, 975 nucleotides. RefSeq lists its product as uncharacterized. Gene Ontology annotation, molecular function: monoatomic cation transmembrane transporter activity. Gene Ontology annotation, cellular component: membrane. The record is from RefSeq and is a predicted model, not a curated record. The transcript has a single exon. Gene Ontology annotation, biological process: transmembrane transport; monoatomic cation transport. Lineage: Eukaryota; Fungi; Basidiomycota; Malasseziomycetes; Malasseziales; Malasseziaceae. Bases 1 to 975 code for a protein of 324 amino acids.
AUGAAAGGCAAUGGUGGACCUGUUGCAAAGGUAGCCUUCCUUGGACUGCUUACCAACGUUAUGCUUGGCCUAAUGAAGGGCUUAGCAGGAUGGACGCUGAACAGUGCAGUGCUUGUGGCAGAUGCUAGCCAUUCCAUAACUGAUACCCUUGGCGACAUUCUCACACUAUUUUGUCUUUGCAAGGCUCAAAAAAGGCCCUCGCCGGAGUAUCCAUUUGGAUACGGAAAACUUGAGGCCGUGGGCACUGUUGUGAUAAGCAUUAUGUACUUACUUAGCUCUGUCGGCAUUGGGCUUCAUUCAUGCUCCCAGCUGCUGGUUUUCCUUCCGGAGUCCUUGCUCUAUUAUGUCCAGCUGUGGAUAGCUGCGCUCUCUUCCAUGCUGGCAGUGCAUGACGACCAUGGCCAUUCACAUUCACAUUAUCACCAUGAAAGCCUUGUUGAUCCUAAAGCGCUGGUUUUUGUUUUUAUUGGAAUUGUGGUGAAGGAGGCGUUGUUUCGAUACACGCGCAAAGUAGCGCGUACUUCGCGCAGCUCUGUACUUGAGGCCAGUGCGUAUCAUCACCAUAUUGAAGGUAUGAGCGCGAUAGCGUCUUUUAUUGCCAUUGCUGGGUCAUGGUAUGGGUUGACCCUGUUAGAUCCACUUGGUGGCCUUGUGCUUGCGUUGAUAAACGGAAGAGAAGCGUUAUCGCUACUGGUAUCUUCCUUGCAGCAGCUGUGUGACCACAGUGUUUCUUUAGACACACUUCGAGCUAUUGAAGCGGCCAUGGACGAGGCCGAGACAUCUACGAACCUGCAGCAAAAGCACCCCUUGUUUACUUGGGACGAGGUCAAGGCGGUGAACUCUGGCCCAUCGAUCAUAGCCUAUGUUCGUCUCCGAUUCGAACGGGACGUUUUGCUGGCAGAUGCAUUGGCUACCGAACAAUUCGUGCGCAAAAGCGUGCAGUCUGCAUACCCCGCCGUACGUAUACCUGACUGA